This is a messenger RNA of Anolis sagrei ordinatus, 4218 nucleotides long. Its product is annotated as dynein axonemal heavy chain 9. Lineage: Eukaryota; Metazoa; Chordata; Lepidosauria; Squamata; Anolidae. Gene Ontology annotation, cellular component: dynein complex. Gene Ontology annotation, biological process: microtubule-based movement. Gene Ontology annotation, molecular function: dynein intermediate chain binding; dynein light intermediate chain binding; minus-end-directed microtubule motor activity. The record is from RefSeq and is a predicted model, not a curated record.
AACAGAGAGACUGUGAGGAAGACCUGGCAAAAGCUGAACCAGCUCUUGCUGCUGCCGAGGAAGCCCUCAAAACACUCAAUAAGAACAAUCUGACAGAGCUGAAGUCAUUUGGAUCACCACCUUCUAUGGUCAGCAAUGUCACUGCUGCUGUGAUGGUGCUCAUGGCUCCAGGUGGGAAGGUGCCCAAGGAUCGGAGUUGGAAAGCAGCCCGAGUGGCCAUGAGCAAGGUGGAUGGCUUCCUGGACUCCUUGAUCCAAUUCAACAAAGAGAACAUACACGAGAACUGCCUCCGAGCCCUGCAGCCCUACCUUCAGGAUGAAAAUUUCAACCCUGAGUUGGUGAAAUUGAAAUCUCAGGCAGCUGCUGGCCUUUGCUCCUGGGUCAUCAAUAUUGUGCGGUUCUAUGAAGUGUAUUGCGAUGUGGAGCCCAAGAGGCAGGCACUCAGCAAAGCGAAUGCUGAGCUUGCUGCUGCUCAGGAAAAGCUGGCUAGCAUCAAGGCCAAGAUUGCGCACCUCAAUGAGAACCUGGCAAGGCUGACUGCCAAGUUUGAGAUAGCUACAGCAGAGAAGGUAAAAUGUCAGAAAGAAGCCAAAGCCACCGCAAAUACCAUCUCCCUUGCAAAUCGCCUGGUUGGGGGUUUAGCCUCUGAGAACGUGAGAUGGGCAGAAUCCGUGAAAGAUUUCAAGCUCCAGGAGAGUGCGCUUUGUGGAGAUGUUUUGCUGAUAACGGCCUUUGUCUCCUACCUGGGCUACUUCAGCAAGAAAUUCAGGCAGGACCUGAUGGACAAUGUGUGGAAACCAUACCUGAACCAGCUAAAAGUUGCAAUCCCCAUCACUCCAUCACUGGACCCAUUGAGAAUGCUGACUGAUGAUGCUGACAUAGCAGCCUGGCAGAAUGAAGGACUACCAGCUGACCGCAUGUCCACUGAAAAUGCCACAAUCCUCACUAACUGUGAGCGCUGGCCACUCAUGGUUGACCCUCAGCUCCAGGGUAUCAAGUGGAUCAAAGCCAAGUAUGGAGAAGACCUCAGAGUGACCCGAGUUGGUCAGAAAGGUUAUCUGGACCUAGUGGAGCAGGCCCUUGCUGCUGGUGAAGUUGUUCUGAUUGAGAACCUGGAAGAAUCAGUUGACCCAGUUCUAGGCCCAUUGCUUGGUCGAGAGACAAUUAAAAAAGGAAGGUACAUUAAAAUUGGAGAUAAAGAAUGUGAAUACAAUUCCAGCUUUCACCUCAUUCUUCAUACAAAGCUAGCAAACCCUCAUUACCAACCUGAGAUGCAGGCUCAGUGCACUCUUAUCAACUUCACUGUGACUCAGGAUGGUCUGGAGGACCAGCUGCUGGCAGCAGUUGUUAGGAUGGAGAGACCUGACUUGGAAGAACUAAAGUCUGAUCUCACAAAGCAACAGAAUGGUUUCAAAAUAACGUUGAAAACUUUGGAGGACAACUUGCUUUCCCGCCUCUCCUCUGCCUCCGGGAACUUCUUGGGGGAUACAGCACUUGUGGAGAAUCUUGAAGUCACCAAACAGACAGCUGCAGAAAUUGAAGAAAAGGUCCAGGAGUCCAAGGUGACAGAAACUAAGAUUAAUGAGGCAAGGGAGCAUUACCGUCCCGCAGCAGCCCGUGCCUCCCUGCUGUACUUCAUCAUGAAUGAACUUAAUACCAUCCAUCCCAUGUACCAGUUUUCCUUAAAGGCAUUCAGCGCUGUCUUUCAGAAAGCAGUUGCAAGAGCAUCUCCAGAUGAAAAUUUACCCGAGCGAGUUGCCAACCUAAUUGAUAGCAUCACCAGCUCUGUGUUCCAGUACACGACCCGGGGGCUCUUUGAAUGUGACAAACUGACAUACAUGACCCAAGUCACUUUCCAGAUUCUUCUGAUGAACAAAGAAAUCAAUGCCGUGGAACUUGACUUCCUGCUACGAUAUCCUGCCCAACCUGGAGUCACCAGUCCUGUGGAUUUUUUAUCAAGCCAGUCAUGGGGUGGCAUCAAGGCACUUUCCUCCAUGGAACAAUUUCACAACUUGGAUCGGGACAUUGAGGGUUCUGCUAAGCGCUGGAAAAAGUUUGUAGAGUCUGAAUGCCCUGAAAAGGAGAAGUUUCCUCAAGAAUGGAAGAAUACAUCUGCUUUGCAGCAACUAUGUAUGAUGAGAGCCUUACGACCUGACCGCAUGACAUAUGCUGUCAGAGAUUUUGUAGAAGAAAAGCUUGGGAGUAAAUAUGUACUAGGAAGAUCUCUGGAUUUUGCAACAUCAUUUGAGGAGUCAAGUCCCGCAAUCCCAAUGUUCUUUAUUCUCUCACCUGGAGUCGACCCCUUGAAGGAUGUAGAGAAGCAUGGGAAGAAACUUGGCUACACAUUUAACAACAGGAAUUUCCACAAUGUCUCUCUUGGGCAAGGGCAGGAGGUAGUAGCCGAACAAACCUUAGACCUGGCUGCAGCGGAAGGACAUUGGGUUAUCCUUCAGAACAUCCACCUGGUAGCCAAAUGGCUGAGUUCCCUGGAGAAGAAGCUGGAGCAGCACAGCGAAGGCAGUCACCCUGAGUUCCGCGUCUUCAUCAGUGCCGAGCCUGCAGCUUCACCUGAAGGCCACAUCAUACCCCAGGGCAUCCUGGAGAACUCCAUCAAAAUCACAAAUGAACCCCCAACAGGGAUGCAUGCCAACCUCCACAAGGCACUGGAUAACUUUAACCAGGACACCUUGGAGAUGUGUUCACGUGAAAAUGAGUUUAAGAGCAUCCUCUUUGCCCUCUGCUAUUUCCAUGCUGUUGUAGCCGAAAGGCGCAAGUUUGGGCCACAGGGCUGGAAUCGAUCCUACCCUUUUAACACUGGGGAUCUCACCAUUUCUGUCAAUGUUCUAUACAAUUACUUGGAGGCUAGUUCAAAGGUUCCUUAUGAUGAUCUACGGUACCUCUUUGGAGAGAUCAUGUAUGGAGGACACAUCACAGAUGACUGGGACAGGCGUCUCUGCAAGACCUACUUGGAGGAGUUCAUCAAGCCUGAAAUGCUGGAGGGAGAAUUCAUGCUGGCACCAGGAUUUCCGCUCCCAGGGAACAUGGAUUACAACAGCUAUCACCAGUACAUAGAUGAUACCUUGCCUGCUGAGUCCCCCUACCUUUAUGGACUCCACCCCAAUGCAGAAAUUGGGUUUUUGACCCAAACCUCAGAGAAGCUCUUCCGUACUGUUUUGGAACUGCAGCCCCGUGACACCAGCCUCGGAGAAGGUGGAGGGGCCACCCGGGAGGAAAAGGUGAAGACCCUGUUGGAUGAUAUCCUGGAGAAGCUCACUGAUGAAUUCAAUAUCCCUGAACUGAUGGCGAAGAUAGAAGAGAGGACUCCAUAUAUUGUUGUUGCUUUCCAGGAAUGUGAACGGAUGAAUUUCCUUACAAGUGAAAUUCGACGGUCAUUGAAGGAGUUGGACCUGGGGCUAAAGGGCGAAUUAACCAUGACUAGUGAUAUGGAGAACUUACAGAAUGCUAUCUUCUUAGACACGGUACCUGAGUCAUGGACAAGGAGGGCUUAUCCAUCCAUGGCUGGUCUGGGUAGCUGGUUUGCUGAUCUUCUGAAUCGCAUCAAGGAGCUUGAGACAUGGACUGGGGACUUCAUGCUCCCAUCUGCAGUGUGGUUGGCAGGAUUUUUCAACCCACAGUCUUUCUUGACAGCUAUAAUGCAGUCUACAGCCAGAAAAAAUGAAUGGCCCCUGGACAAAAUGACACUACAGUGUGAUGUGAGCAAGAGGAACCGCGAGGAUUUCACCAGCGCACCCCGGGAAGGUGCAUGUGUCCAUGGUUUGUUCAUGGAAGGUGCACGCUGGGAUAUGCAGAUGGGGUUAAUUGCUGAAGCCCGGCUGAAGGACCUGACUCCACCAAUGCCCAUUAUCUUCAUCAAAGCCAUCCCAGUUGAUAAACAAGAUACCCGUAAUGUGUACCCAUGCCCUGUAUAUAAAACCCGCCAACGGGGACCAACCUACGUUUGGACCUUUAAUCUGAAGACCAAAGAGAAGCCUUCUAAAUGGGUUUUGGCAGGAGUGGCACUUCUCCUGCAAAUUUAAACUCCCUCACACCACCUUCUUAUUCAAACUUAUUCCUCAGCAAGCAACAGAUAGAUAAGGAAUCAGAGGUAACAAGGCAGGACAAAGAGAUGUUUGAAUAAACCAAAAUGGAAAGCUGAUAGAAUAAAUGGAUUUAGUGAAAAUCAAAUUGAAAUAAUUAAUAAAGACAACCAUUUAUGCC